Penicillium bovifimosum is the source of this 696-nucleotide messenger RNA. RefSeq names its product ESCRT-III subunit protein VPS24. The coding region runs from base 1 to 696 and encodes 231 amino acids. Gene Ontology annotation, cellular component: multivesicular body; ESCRT III complex. The record is from RefSeq and is a predicted model, not a curated record. Lineage: Eukaryota; Fungi; Ascomycota; Eurotiomycetes; Eurotiales; Aspergillaceae. Gene Ontology annotation, biological process: endosome transport via multivesicular body sorting pathway; late endosome to vacuole transport; protein transport. The transcript is spliced from 2 exons.
AUGGAGAGUCUCAAGGCGGUCUUCUUUGGGCCCGACCCACAAGCCCAGAUGAGGAAAUGCAAUGCUCUCAUUCGCACCAACACACGGCAACUCGACCGCGACCUAGCCCGGCUGAAAGCCAGUGACAGCCAGACCCGCCAGCAUAUCCUGAAUGCCUCAAAACGCGCCCAGCGAAACCCUUCCCAGGCCAAACAGGCUACGAAUGACACUAAACUAUUCGCAAGGGAGCUGGUCCGGAUUCGCAAGCAGACUGCACGGCUGCAUACCAGUCGGGCUCAAUUACAGAGUGUGGGGAUGCAGGUCAAUGAGGCCUUCUCGGCGCGCAAGAUCCAGGGCAGCCUUCAGAAGUCUACAGGGAUUAUGAAGGAUGUAAACACACUCGUGCGACUACCUCAACUAUCAUCGACUAUGCACCAACUUUCUACGGAAUUAGUCAGGGCCGGCAUCAUCGAAGAGAUGGUAGAUGAUGCGAUCACGGACCCUUCAAUGUUUGAAGAGGAGGAAGAAGAAGCGGACUCGGAGAUUGAAAAGAUAUUGCAGGAAGUGCUUCAAGGCAAGCUCGCCCAGGCCCAGCCUGUCACUGCGCCACCUGUGGCCAAGAUUUCAGAGCCGGAGACUCAAGCUGAAGAGGAGUUCGAAGAUCAAGAAGCUACUCUGGCACAGAUGCGCGGCCGGUUGGAAGCUCUCAAGAGCUAG